This is a messenger RNA of Chaetomium globosum CBS 148.51, 510 nucleotides long. RefSeq lists its product as uncharacterized. Gene Ontology annotation, cellular component: Arp2/3 protein complex; actin cytoskeleton. The transcript has 5 exons. The coding region runs from base 1 to 510 and encodes 169 amino acids. Gene Ontology annotation, biological process: Arp2/3 complex-mediated actin nucleation; actin filament polymerization. The record is from RefSeq and is a predicted model, not a curated record. Gene Ontology annotation, molecular function: actin filament binding. NCBI's taxonomy places the organism in Eukaryota, Fungi, Ascomycota, Sordariomycetes, Sordariales, Chaetomiaceae.
AUGUCGCAAUCACUCCGCCCCUACCUUCAGGCUGUCCGGAGCAGCUUGACGGCCGCCCUCUGUCUCUCCAACUUCGCAUCGCAAACCGCCGAACGACACAACGUCCCCGAGAUCGAAGCCCAGACAUCUCCCGAGGUGCUACUGACCCCACUGACGAUUGCCCGCAACGAAAAUGAGCGCGUCCUCAUCGAACCCAGCAUCAACAGCAUACGGAUCAGCAUCAAGAUCAAGCAGGCCGAUGAAAUUGAGCAUAUUCUGGUCCACAAGUUUACUCGCUUCUUGACACAGCGUGCCGAGUCCUUCUUUAUUCUCCGGCGAAAGCCCAUCAAGGGAUACGACAUCUCAUUCCUGAUUACGAACUUCCAUACCGAAGAGAUGUUGAAGCACAAGCUAGUCGACUUUAUUAUUCAGUUUAUGGAGGAAGUGGAUAAGGAGAUUUCGGAGAUGAAGCUCUUCCUGAAUGCGCGGGCGCGUUUUGUGGCUGAGUCUUUCCUGACACCGUUCGAUUAA